CUAUCACCAGUCACCACCAUUAUAAACCAACGGCCAGCUAGGUAGCUAAAGUGACCUCCUGCGAGCUAGAAAAGCUCACCAAGAUCAGUAGUGCUAAGCGACAGGCACUGACCCAAGCCGGAGCAGCGAAAGAUGGCGUCCGAGACGAGCGUCGCCGACGAGAAGGCGCCCGCCGGGCUGAGCCGCUACGAGGCGGACGCGGAGGACGGGCAAGACGGCGGCGGCGGCGACGGCAAGUCCCGGCUGUCGGGCCUGCUGUGGCACGGCGGGUCGGCGUACGACGCGUGGUUCAGCUGCGCGUCGAACCAGGUGGCCCAGGUCCUGCUGACGCUGCCCUACUCCUUCGCGCAGCUGGGCAUGGUGAGCGGCAUCCUGUUCCAGCUCUUUUACGGCCUCCUGGGCAGCUGGACCGCCUACCUCAUCAGCAUCCUCUACCUCGAGUACCGCACCCGCAAGGAGAAGGACAAGGUCGACUUCCGCAACCACGUCAUCCAGUGGUUCGAGGUGCUGGACGGGCUGCUGGGCCGGCACUGGCGGAACGUCGGCCUGGCCUUCAACUGCACGUUCCUGCUGUUCGGGUCGGUGAUCCAGCUCAUCGGCUGCGCCAGCAACAUCUACUACGUGAACGACCACCUGGACAAGCGAACGUGGACCUACAUCUUCGGCGCCUGCUGCGCCACCACCGUCUUCAUCCCCUCCUUCCACAACUACCGCGUCUGGUCCUUCCUCGGCCUCCUCAUGACCACCUACACCGCCUGGUACAUCGCCGUCGCCUCCCUCAUGCACGGCCAGGCCGCCGGCGUCAAGCACUCCGGCCCCACCACCAUCAUGCUCUACUUCACCGGCGCCACCAACAUCCUCUACACCUUCGGGGGCCACGCUGUCACCGUGGAGGUGAUGCACGCGAUGUGGCGGCCGCAGAAGUUCAAGGCGAUCUACCUGCUGGCGACGCUGUACGUGCUCACCCUGACGCUGCCGUCGGCGUCGGCGGCGUACUGGGCGUUCGGCGACGAGCUGCUCACGCACUCCAACGCGCUCUCGCUGCUCCCGCGCGACGCCUGGCGCGACGCCGCCGUCAUCCUCAUGCUCAUCCACCAGUUCAUAACCUUCGGCUUCGCCUGCACCCCGCUCUACUUCGUGUGGGAGAAGCUCAUCGGACUCCACGACUGCCGCAGCCUCUGCAAGCGCGCCGCCGCCAGGCUCCCCGUCGUCGUCCCCAUCUGGUUCCUCGCCAUCAUCUUCCCCUUCUUCGGGCCCAUCAACUCCGCCGUCGGAUCGCUCCUCGUCAGCUUCACCGUCUACAUCAUCCCCGCCAUGGCGCACAUGGUCACCUUCCGCUCACCACACUCCCGCGAGAACGCGGUGGAGCGGCCGCCGCGGUUCGCCGGGGGCUGGACGGGGGCGUACGUGAUCAACUCGUUCGUGGUGGCGUGGGUGCUGGUCGUCGGCUUCGGGUUCGGCGGGUGGGCCAGCAUCACCAACUUCGUGCAGCAGGUGUCCACCUUCGGCCUCUUCGCCAAGUGCUACCAGUGCCCGCCCCACCCCGCCGUCGCGUCGCCGCUGCUGGCGCCGCCCAUCGCCCCGAGCCCGUCCAUGCCGUUCGGCUUCAACAUGACCGGCAUGUUCGCCCCGAUGUCCGCCCCGUCUCCGGCUCCGGCCCCGGCGCCGAUGCACUUCGGGUCCCUUCACCACCACCACCGGCACCACCGCCACGGUCUGUGAUCGAUCGGAAGGACGACGCGCGCGAUGGAUGGUUCGACCGGCCGGAGGAGUUCGAUCUACGUAGUUUCUAGCUAGCUAGUUAAUCAGCAGUGUUACUUCGAUUAGCCCCUAGUAAAAUCUCUUCUGUUGUUGACUUGUUGUGCCUCUCUUGUUCUCUUCUUGUGCUGGUGGCAUGGCUUGCUGUUAGUCGGCAGCUAGUGCGAGGUGGCCUUGGCUACCCUGUGUCUGUGAGCUGCUUUUCAGGCAGAAAGAAGAAUGUAACCCCAAGGAGGGAGAUGCUCCUGCUCCUGCAAGUUUUUCUCAAUAAUAAAUUCACGCCUAUUGCUGCC
Aegilops tauschii subsp. strangulata is the source of this 2051-nucleotide messenger RNA. RefSeq names its product auxin transporter-like protein 3. Lineage: Eukaryota; Viridiplantae; Streptophyta; Magnoliopsida; Poales; Poaceae. The record is from RefSeq and is a predicted model, not a curated record.